AUGAAUGGAUCAGGACCAGGUGAAGGUGGAAUAUGGGGAAAUUCGAGCAUUAACUCUGUUGGAGCUGUUAACGGCAUGGUGGGUGUGCAAGGAAAAAGUAAUGGAGCAAAUAAGUCAGUUAGUGUAAGUGAUGGUAUUCGUGGAAUUAAUGGCAAUGGAGCAAGUAGUGGUGAGGAACUAGAAUUUAAUAAUGACAAUUGUAAUUGUGAAAGUACAACAAUACAAAUUAUAAUUGUAAAUUAUAAUCCUGAAAACUAG
Meloidogyne enterolobii is the source of this 258-nucleotide messenger RNA. NCBI's taxonomy places the organism in Eukaryota, Metazoa, Nematoda, Chromadorea, Rhabditida, Meloidogynidae. The record is from the annotation of a GenBank genome assembly.